Salvelinus fontinalis (brook trout) is the source of this 1272-nucleotide messenger RNA. Its product is annotated as deoxyribonuclease-1-like. The transcript has 8 exons. Gene Ontology annotation, cellular component: nucleus. Gene Ontology annotation, biological process: DNA catabolic process. NCBI's taxonomy places the organism in Eukaryota, Metazoa, Chordata, Actinopteri, Salmoniformes, Salmonidae. Gene Ontology annotation, molecular function: DNA nuclease activity. The coding region runs from base 306 to 1166 and encodes 286 amino acids. The record is from RefSeq and is a predicted model, not a curated record.
GAUGUGUGUGGCCUGUAAUAUCUGACCUCUAAUCCCUGACCUCCAGGAUGUGUGUGGCCUGUAAUAUCUGACCUCUAACCUCUGACCUCUAAUCCCUGACCUCCAGGAUGUAUGUGGCCUGUAAUAUCUGACCUCUAACCUCUGACCUCCAGGAUGUGUGUGGCCUGUAAUAUCUGACCUCUAAUCCCUGACCUCCAGGAUGUGUGUGGCCUGUAAUAUCUGACCUCUAACCUCUGACCUCUAAUCCCUGACCUCCAGGAUGUGUGUGGCCUGUAAUAUCUGACCUCUAACCCCUGACCUCCAGAAUGCGUGUGGCCUGUCUGUCAGUGCUGUUCCUAUUGACCCUGGUGCAGCUGGGAGGCUGUCUGCUGCUAGGAGCCUUCAACAUCAAGACAUUCGGAGACAAGAAGUCCUCCAACUCAACCCUCAUGGACAUCAUCACUCAGAUAGUGCAUCGUUAUGAUAUCGUGUUGAUCCAGGAAGUGAGAGACACUGACCUAUCAGCAACCAACAAACUGAUGCAGCACGUCAACAAAGGCUUGUCUCCCUAUAGGUACCGUCACAUUGUCAGUGAGGAACUGGGCCGCAGUACCUACACAGAGAGAUACCUCUACCUGUACAGAGAGGAGACGGUCUCUGUGGCUAAGAACUACACGUACGAUGACGGCUGUGAGCCCUGCGGUACAGAUACCUUCAUCAGAGAACCCUUCAUUGUCAUGUUCUCCUCGAACUACACAGCUGUGAGGAACUUUGUUUUGGUACCUCAACACACGUCUCCAGACUCGGCAGUGAAGGAGGUUGACGCUCUGUACGAUGUGGCCACUGACGUCAGAGCUCGCUGGAACACCAAUGACAUAGUGCUGCUGGGGGACUUCAACGCAGGCUGUCGCUACGUGACGGGACCAGACUGGCAGCGGAUACGCCUCUUCACAGACCACAGAUACCACUGGCUGAUACCUGACCACGCUGACACCACCGUCUCUAACACCGACUGUCCCUACGACAGGGUGGUGGCCACCACUGAGAUGAUGAGAGGAGUGGUCCCUGGGUCGGCUGAGGUGUUCGACUACAUGACACAACUGAAGCUCAGCCACAGCAUGGCAUUGGCUGUCAGCGACCACUACCCUGUUGAGGUGAAGCUGAUUGGUCACACCCCUGCUGCAUGAGCCCGCCUCCAGGAAGUGUUCAGACACUCUCAAAUUGCACCCUAUUCACUUUGUAGUGCACUACUUUGGACCAGAGCCUUCUAUAGGGAAUAGGGUGCCAGUUGAG